AUGGCUGGUGAAGAUAAUCAAACGUGGGAAAUGAAAGAAGCUUUGACGAUAGAAGUGGAAGAAGCAUCCAACUCUACGAAAAAAUCACCAAUAGCUGUUUGGUGUCAACGUUUGUUUACACUUGAUGUAGUGGCACGUGAAAAACAUUAUUUUCCUGUCUUUAUCACUUUUCUGUCUAUUUUGCAUCUUUCCAUUCAUUCAACAACAUUUCUCGAUCUUCGAUGGAAAAAGCAAAAAUUUCUUGAUACUUUAAAAGACCUUCUGAUGUUUUUCGUUCCAUGUAUGCGACCAGCAUCGAGUGAAUCUCGUGCAACUAUCGUCUAUUGUCCUUCAUUAAUAGAAAAUCGAACGUGUAAUUACGAUGAUCAACUGAAAAACUACUGUCUUUCGUUUGCAUAUCCACAUCAAUAUUGGCGAAUGGUAUCGGUAAACAUAGUGCAUUUGAAUUGGAUACAUGUUAUCGCGAAUGUCUCAAGACAAUUGAUGUACGGCAUCUUACUCGAAAGGAAAUACGGUACAAUGCGGUUAUUCGUUGUUUAUUGGCUUUCGGAACUCGGCGCAAGUCUAACUUGUCUGUUAAGUAGCACAAGUCUUCAUAAUUCUAGCAUUGGUGCGUCCGGUGCGAUAUAUGGCAUUAUGUUCUUCUUCAUUAUCGAACGUUUUUCUGCAAUGGCCAACAAUGCUAACAAUCGUAUUUUCGUCGUGAUACAAUUGCUUGUAUUAGUCGUGUUACCUAUGGUUGUGAGCGUGACUAUAGCUAUGAUUUUGAAAAUACGUCCCGCACAUCUCGCUCAUUUGGGUGGUAUAGUAGUAGGUUCUCUAUUUGGCAUCGGAAUAUUCGGCUUUCCGUAUAAACAAGGACGUGGUGGUUGUCAAGUGAUCUGCCCUUUACGACGAAGAAUUAGAACAAGUAUUUUUCUCCUGAGAAUGCGUCGCGGCAAUGACGUUAACUUGGAAUUAGAAGAGCCAUUAGCAAUACAUGUGGAUGUAUCUGAUCCUGCUAGGAGAAAAACUUCUCAUUUACGAUGUCGGCAAGUCUUCACACUCGAUACUUCAACCAACGAAAAACGUCAUUUUCCGAUAUUUAUUAUUUUCAUGUCUAUCGUACAUGUUGCUAUUCAUUUGACGACCUACAUCAACAUCCUUUGGAGAAAUCAACGUUUUCUAGAUACGUUGAGAAAUCUUUUCUGCAUCUUCCUUCCAUGCAUGCGACCAGCACCUGCAUACGUUCGUGAACAUACGGUCAAUUGUUAUUCCUCGCCGAAAAAUGAAACAUGUAAUUACGAUGACGAUCUGAAGAACUUCUGCUUUUCUUUCUUCUAUCCGCAUCAAUACUGGCGGAUCAUUACCGUUAAUCUCGUUCACAUCGAUUGGUUACAUGUCGUGAUCAAUUUGACCAUGCAACUUCUGCUCGGUGCUCUACUCGAACGGAAAUACGGUUCAGUUCGAAUAGCUGGCAUCUAUUGGACGUCAAAUUUCGGUGCUUGUCUAUUUGCUCUAUUACAUGAUAGACGUGGUGGUGUUGGAGCUUCUGGUGCUAUUUAUGGUUUAGCAUCGUUCUUCAUUAUUGAACGUCUUAAUGCAAUGAGACAUCAACAUACUCCACGUUCGUGUGUAUUUAUUCAAUUAAUUAUCUUUUUUGUCCUUCCAAUGACCGUCGCAGCAUGUAUAUCAGCUAUUCUUCGAUUACGUGUUGGACAUGCUGCUCAUUUUGGCGGUGGUUUCGUUGGCUUCUUGAUCGGUAUCACUAUGUUUGGCUGUCUAUGUUCUGCUGAACAGAAUUGCUAUCUGAAGACAGUCCGACUGAUUGGAUUAAUGACUCUUUCUCUGUAUUUUUUCAUUGACAAAGAUUACGCCGGUUUUCCACAUCAGAUGGCACAUACAAACGAGAAUAUCCAUUUGGAAAUGAAAGAAUCGCCAGCGACAUGUGUAGUCGAACCGAUAUCCGUCGGAAAACUCAAUAUUCGCUCACGAUUACGAAGAUUUUUCACUCUCGACCAUGUUCCGAAUGAAAAGCACCAUCGUCCCAUAUUCAUUCUCACUAUGUCUCUCGUACAUGUGAUUAUUUAUUUAAUUAUACACAUUAAUCUUACUUGGAGAAAUAAAUAUUUCGUGUUUUCACUCUAUGCACUGUGGAUGCUUUUUCUUCCGUGCAUGAGACCAACACCGAUCGAUAUUCAAAUGCGCGUUGUCGACUGUGAACUGCCAAUCAAGAACAAAACAUGUUACUACGGUGAUCGAAUACAGAGUCUAUGUACUUCGUUUAUGUAUCCGCAUCAAUACUGGCGAAUGAUCACCGUGAACUUAAUUCAUAUGAAUUGGUUACAUUUGAUCUUCAAUAUAUCUCGACAAUUAUUACUUGGCAUUUUACUCGAGCGGAAAUAUGGUUCACUUCGCAUCGCUGUUGUGUAUUGGCUUUCGAAUACUAGUGCUUGUUUAUUUGCUAUGCUGAAAGAUCGAGCAGGUGGUGUUGGCGCUUCCGGUGCCGUUUAUGGUAUACUUCUGCUUUUCAUCGUUGAACGUCUCAAUGCGAUCAGAAUAACCAAAAAUUAUCGUCUCGUUCUUUUACAACUGCUUCUAUUAGUUGUACUACCGAUGACAAUUACAGUAUCGAUAGCAAAUAUUCUUCAGUAUAUUGUCGGACACUCGGCUCAUUUUGGUGGUGCGGUAGUAGGCUUUCUCGCCGGUAUCGGCAUGUUCGGUUGUCCGUAUCCGAGGAAAAAUGCAUAUCAAACGAUUUGCCGACAAAUAGCAAUUGUUCUACUCAUCAUUUAUUUUAGUUUAUGUUUGAUAAUAUUUUUCCUGAUAAACGCGUCGUAUAUCGACUGGUCUUCAUCACGGCCGUAA
This is a messenger RNA of Adineta ricciae, 2847 nucleotides long. The record is from the annotation of a GenBank genome assembly. NCBI's taxonomy places the organism in Eukaryota, Metazoa, Rotifera, Eurotatoria, Adinetida, Adinetidae.